Messenger RNA from Triplophysa dalaica, 8020 nucleotides. It is a transcript of the gene kmt5c, whose product is annotated as lysine methyltransferase 5C. Gene Ontology annotation, cellular component: nucleus. Lineage: Eukaryota; Metazoa; Chordata; Actinopteri; Cypriniformes; Nemacheilidae. Bases 292 to 6717 code for a protein of 2141 amino acids. Gene Ontology annotation, molecular function: protein binding; histone H4K20 methyltransferase activity. The record is from RefSeq and is a predicted model, not a curated record. The transcript has 9 exons.
CGCUAAGGAUUGGUUGAAUUCACCGCUAGGAGACCAGUAUGUUCGAAAACAAAUAGAGUACAGAAAAAUUGUUGAUAUUUUCUACGGGAAACUCUUCACUUGAUUUCGUUUUAUUUUAUUAUCAUAUUUUUUUGCACCAGACACGCAAAAUGAAGGAAUAUGACCGCAGCUGGACUGGCUUUCCUAGCCAACAGGAAGAGCUAGCUUGCUAGCUUUAAAACCAAUUUCACUACGGACAAAUCGAUAAGACAUUUGAAGAAAAGCCCGUCAGCAUGUUGAUGGUGGGUGACCAUGGAGGGAUCCAAUAGAAUGAGUGUGAGAGAGCUUUGCGAGACAGAUGAUUUGGCAACGAGUCUGGUGCUGGAUCCCUUACUGGGGUUCAGCACCCACAAGAUGAACAUAAGUCCUCCUCCAGAGAUCCGGCGAUGGGGCUACCUCAGAGAGACCCUGUUGCGUUUCAAACGCACGCAUGACUUCCAGGUUACAUUCGAUGCUCUGUUGGAUGGAGAAUGGGUCAGUGAGUAUUUCACUGUGCUGGGUUCACACCGACAGGAACUGUUGAAGCAGCAUAUGUAUCGCUAUAUGAAAGCUUUUCUGUUGGACAGCGGAGUGAAUAUCGAGCCGUGUAACCGCUAUUCCUCAGAGACUAAUGGAGCUAAAAUCACAGUCACUCGACAAUGGAGUGUGGGAGAGCGGGUGGAGGUACUUCAGGGUUGCAUAGCUGAGCUGAGCCCUGAAGAUAGUGCAGUGCUGAGGGCAGGAGUCAACGACUUCAGUGUCAUGUACUCAACACGCAAGAGAUGUGCGCAGCUUUGGUUGGGGCCUGCUGCCUUCAUCAAUCAUGAUUGCAGACCGAACUGUAAGUUUGUCCCAGGAGAUAAGAAUGGAGCUUGCGUGAAAGUGGUUCGACCCAUCUCACCAGGCGAAGAGAUUACCUGUCACUAUGGGGACAGCUUUUUUGGGGAGAAUAACGAAAUGUGUGAAUGUUGCACGUGUGAGAGGAGAGGAGAAGGAUCAUUUAAGAAGAGAGAGAAGUCACCAGACUUGGUUUGCUCCAAUGAUCCACUGGGUCAGAAAUAUGAGUUCAGAGAGACUGAUCUGAGACUUAACAGAAAAAGGGGAAAUGGCGCUCCAAAGCCAUUUCUAACUGUAUCUAAUUCAGCCUUGCCAAUGAGGAAUACCUUUUCCCAACGGGCAAAGAGAAACGCCCUUGUUUUGAGCAAGAUGAGAAAGACUGAUAGGCGGAGAAGGGAGGAGCAAUGCAAACAGGUGGAAAAAAGAACACAAAACCUCCCAUCAUCUUUGUCUCACCUUGGACUCAAAGAGCUAAGUGUCUACCUCCAUCAACACACUGCAGAAUUUCUGUUUAGCUGCAAGGAUCCCACGAGCAAAGAAAGGGCACUACUAAACCGAAUUGAGAAAGAAAAACCAAAACCAGAGAGGAACGCACAGAAAAAUAACCUGGAUGGACAAGAGGAACGAAAGGAUGAAGACUUGUUAACUAAAGACCCCGUCAUUAGGUUUGAACCAUUUACACUUGGUUGUAUUUCUAGUGUCCGGGAAGGGGACGGCAUGACUGCCAAGGAAUGUAACGUUGAUUUAUCCGUCAGAAUUGUUCAUCAGAAGGCUGCUGCCUCAAGGACCAGGAAUAUGCUUUGUAGUCGUCUAAGGCGCUUCAGAACACGGAAUCGAUCUACAAUCUCCAGGUUCAAUAAAAGGAGGACCCGACUGAUCAUGCAAAAUUCCAGACUCGCUUCAGACAGAAAGGAAUGCUCUGGCUUUCAUGCCCGGCAAAAAGAAAGUGAGGCUGAGUGCAAAGACAUCGAUAAUCCUGCUUUAAGCUCUACAGGGAAACCAAGUACUGAUAAACGUAUACCUGUUGGAGAGGAAGGGAGUAAUGAUAAUAAAACAUCAAAAACAGAGCGCACAGUGAUGCAGCAGAGAUUCUUGACAGAUGGCCACAGGGAGGUUCCUGGCGGCAAGAGACACACAGACAGUUUCAGUGCUUCUAGGGAAGGUGAUGAUAGUUCUUGUGCAACAUCAGGGACCUCAGGGGACAACAGGCAAAACCAGCCACAAUCUGUCGCUUCUAGUACUGUAAAUAGUACAUCACCUCCAUUUGUUCAUAAUCCUGUAUCUCUUCUCUCAGGGUUAAAUCGUUACCUCAGAGUCAGUCUGGUCAGGGUACCUAUCCCUGGAGAACCGAAAGUUGAAAGCACAGGUCAGAGACAUGCAGACAGUGGGAGAGAUGAAAGUACAACACCAGCAGCCGAGUCAGUGCAGAAGAGUGUUAAAUUAGAUGGGAAAAAAGAAACCAGUAAACAAGGUAAGAAAGGAGUAAAGGAGAUGUAUUUCACACCAGUAAAUGUUAAAAGUUCAGAUAAGUUCUUGAAAGUAACAUGUAAUUUACUAACACAUUCUUCAGAUACCGACACAGAUACUAGGGUAAACACAGUUAAAGUACAACCAGUAGAGAAUGAACAUGUAGAUGUUUGUGCAAAGGCUCAUCAAAAUGUGAUUGAAAGUAACCAAGUUAGAGACACCAAUGUUAAUGUCACAAUUCCAGAUAGGGAUAGCAAUGUUAAUGUCACAGUUCCAGAUAGGGAUAACAAUGUUAAUGUCACAGUUCCUGAAAGGGAUAACAAUGUUAAUGUCACAGUUCCUGAAAGGGAUAACAAUGUUAAUGUCACAGUUCCAGAGGCUUCACAAGAUUCUAUGAGGUGUACUUUUAAGAAUGCUUUAAAGAAACGAACAAGAGCAUCCACAGACAAUAAACAACCAAGUGUUGAGAACAUGCCUGUAGUGCAGGAUAAAACUACCACAGCCACCCAGCAGGGAACAGUAAUUGUUGGGAGAGAAGAUUUGAAUAAGAAGGAACUAAUGGUGCUUUUUGGGAGCCGGACUGUUGUUUUUAAAGAGGCAAGGGUAGUGCUGUCAGAUCUUAGAAAGGGUUUGAGUGAUAAAUUUAGUCAGCUAGAUAAAAAUGUUAAUAAUCGCCAGCCUUCACUUGAAAACUCUCAAGACAUUGGUGCAGCUGAAAAUAUGAAGAUAUCAUCACUUGCUCACAAAGAUGAUAAACUCAAAACGAGAGCUAAGCAUCAUAAUCAGGACCUCACUUCAGCCAAUCAGCCAAAUAUACAUGAAAACACUCAAGCAUCUCAUAUGCCACAGUCAGAAAGCAUGUUGCUUUCGUCCGAGCCUAUCUCCAUGGGCAGGGUUUCUCUGGAUAACAGCCCCCAGAGCAGCAUUCCCCUAAAGAAACGUGCAUUUCGUGAAUCCGUUGAUACGGAGCCGGAUCAGGAUUGUAAUGUAAUAGCAGCAGCACAAUUGUGUACAGAUGCCGACAACAACAAAGACACAUUGGACAAUCUGUUACCAAAGCCAAGCGACAACAUCAGUUAUGAGACAACAGAACUGAAAUCUCCAGAAGCAGAAUCAAGUUUAAUUUUUAAACACAAUUUUGGUGUUGGAUCAGAAAAACAAGGUUCUUCCAGAACUUCAUCUAAACAGCUCUGUAAAGGUCUUCAGAGUCCUCAUUCUAGACCAGUGCAAGAAAAAGUGACAUCCCCUGCUUCCAAGGAUGAUACAAACAAUGUAUCUGUUGGAGAAAGAAAAAUCGGUCAACCUAAGAAUAAAACAUCUAAAAUUAAAGAAGAAAUGGUGGAGUGCCAGAAGAGUGAACGGAAGGAGGAACGAGACGAUACCUUAAGCCAUGAGGAAAACGUAGAAGAGAAAAGAGAACGUAUGAGAACUGAUAACGGAAAUGAGUCAUCUACCUCAAGUUUUUCUGACAAGAUGGAGGACGAACACAAGCAAAACUUCAGAAUCCGCCUUAAGAGGAAAAGGGGAAAAGAAUGGGAAAUGGAGAGUGCAGAUGAAGCUUGCAGUAGUGUGGAUGGAUUAAGCCCACAGCAAUGUUUUCCUGUAGUUGACCCUUUUAGGGCCAUAUUGGAUUCAGUCUCAAUUUUAAAUGCAGAAAUGGAAAGGAUUCGCGGUCAUGGGGAGGCAGAUAAGGGCAUCGGUUUGAAGAAAGCCACCAAAGCAGUUCAGGACGUCCUUGAGCAUUGCAGAAAGGAAUGCGCCACUAAACAAAGGACAGGUCAACAAAACUCUACAACGGUUUGCAUCAAGAAGGAAAAUGUUACCCCACUGAAGGAAGUCGUUCAAGAUGUGUUUGAUGUUAGAGAUGUGCAAAGACAACAAAAUGUGUCUGCCCUAAAAGUCGAGGCAGACAUCAAUGACAUUAAACAGUUACCUCCAAUCAAAUUGCGGAGGAGGGCUGAAGGCAAGUGGGAGGUAGAGUGGAAAGAAUCUCAGAAACAAGAUGGGAAUAUGAAAAACGAUUCCGUGCAUACACAGCCAAAGAAAUUAACAUCUGGCUCUUCUCAAAAGGCAUCACAUCAGCAGAUGCUGAACACCAGAGUUAAAGAGGAAACCCUGACUCCCUGCCAGGAACCAAUGAUGGCACGUAGUUGUGAGAAGAGUACAGAGGCCCUCAGGGAUCCACAUGGUUUUAAGACUUCAACUCUACCAUUAUCUCUUUCACCUCUGUCACUUUACUCGCCUUGCUAUGAUGGGCUAAGAGAAGGUAAUUAUAUCGGUGGCGGUAUUCGAGCAAAAGAGGACGGUAAAGAGCAGACAUUGGAGAAAAUUGACAGAAAUGAUCGAGGAAAAGAAAGCAACGAGGUAUCCUUGAGUCACAACCUGUUUCAGAUUAAUAAAAGUCUGUCGAGACUACAGGCUCUGACCCAGCCACAUGUAUCUGAGAAUAAUGUGUCUACCAAUAUAACCUCUUCUGAGAUUCAGUCUCCUCCCAUCUCUCCCUUUACCACAGACUGCAGUUUUAGUAACUAUUCAGAUGUCGUCCUUGACUUUCCAUGUUUGAAUCUAGACGGCUAUGAACAAAUUGCAGCACAAAACAGCUUGGCCAGCUCAUUAAUAGAUUACUGUCCUGGUGAACCACAUAGCACCGGGUCCUUCAACAGCCCCUUCUCUCAAAGCCCCACUGAUGGAUGGAAUCCGGAGACCCCUUACUUAGGAUCACCAAGCCCAGAGAGUAACUUUAGUAACGGAGACGAUCUUAGCUUCCCAGACCUUGUCUUUGCGCAAUCUGACACGUCAUCAUCUAGCAGUGCUCCUAACCUGCUCUUCAAAGAUAAAUUAUGUAAUGCAGCCAUGAGUUCUGCUCCUCUUCAAGACUUGUACUUGGCUGAUGUUGACUUUUCAAAAGGUUCAGAGGUACACCAGGAUGAUUCAGCAACCCAGUUUCUACGCAAGGACUCGAUCAUUUUUAAUAACACAGCUUCAAACGUAAAACAGUCAGUACACCCAACUGCACGUUCACAGGAUAAAAAGUUAAACAUUUUUGAUUGUCUUGUUAGCACAAAGAUUCUAUCGUCCGAAUCAGGCUUUCCUAAAAUGGAUGAUAAAGCUCAUGGAACUCUCAGCAUGCCCAGCUUGAAUAAUAAACCCCAAUCUGGUUUACUCAGGCAGUCAACACAAAGCCUGUCUGGAGCAGGACCUCAGAGUAACCUUGUCACACCCUUCCAUUCCCUUCACGUAGGAAAUAAGUCCACCACACAUGCUGACUUCCUAGAGGCGUUCAACUCUGGUAAUUCACUUUUUCGUGACAGGAAACACCCUUUUUUCCCCAGCUCCAAGAAUGUUUUGAAAACAGAGGGAGGUUUGAAUCCUUCUAUAGUUUCUGUGGCUGCAGGCAGCCCCAUAUCUAACGACAGCAUGGAUAACACCUUCACCUAUUCCCCAGGGCCAUCGAGUUUGCACGGUGGAAAAGAUUCUUCAUGUCCUAAUAUUGGAUUAUCUAAAUUAACCGAAAAUUGCUCUAAGAACGCCCCAUCGAAACAGUACUCUGCCAAUCCCCGUCAGCAAAACGAUCACAUUCACCCGGUUUAUUUUGUUAGCUCCAGCAAAACCACAAACUCUUUUAAGAACAUUGCAGGUGUAAAGCCCCAAAUCCCAAAAAAUGACCCUUCCUUGCCCUCAUUUUUGUUUUCCUCUUCCCAAAGUUCUCAGUUUUACAACGUACCACAAAGCAAAAUCCCCAAUUCGGGGAAACCCCAUGCUGUUGUGGCUCCAACUCAAAACGUGAAGCUUUCUGGAGGGUCUCAACCUAAUAAGAAUGGGUUGGGUCAAAAUGUCGCUCACUGUGAUCAUGCUACUGAGUUCAACUUCAGCUCGACCCGGUCACCUCCUUUAUCACAGCACAGCAGUCCUCAACUAGGAUACAAAGAGUCAAACCAUGGGGUCCCAGUGAUUAAAACCACAUUUGAACACACUCAACCUUCUCACCAGUCUUACGUUGUAAACUUUACUGGAGAUCAUUCUCUUACUCUGGGCUACGGCAAUGAUGGCGAAUGCUUGAAUUACUCUGGAUCGGGACCUGCAAAUUACACUUACCAUUGUCUCAUGGAGCCUUCAGGGACCCAAGGAAGGCUGGUCGUUGAAGCAUGUGGUUCCUCAAACUUCUCACAGUCUCCCUCUGUGGGUAAGAGUGCAGGGUCUAAAGUCAAUGGAGGCCAAAAUGGUAAAGAUGCACCGCAACAGGGCCAGUCUGGAACUCACCCAUAUAAUUCACUGCACUUCUCCACCUCCACCUCCCACUCACAAAAUACUACCAUAACCGAUCGUAAGCCUAAGAGACUGAGGCUUGUGGUUACUGACGGUACAGUAGAUCUGGACCUACAAUAUACAGAUUGAUAAUGACCAUUUGUUGUUGCAAUGGUAUUUAUUUAAAACAACUUUAAUGUGAUAUGUCUUUUUGUCUGUUUUCAUUAAACGUUUUUGGCAUUAUCUAAAAAAACCUGUUUUUGCCAUCAAAAUAAGAUUUUGUUUGAAAAUUGAAGAUACAUAUUUUAUUAAUAAAUCUGCUGAAUUAUUAUUUGUAUUCUACAUUUAUAAUGUUUUCUGUUGAUAAUAUUAUUUUUAAGAAUAUAUAUCCUCACACAGUGGAUUUUGUUAGUAUUACAAAGGAAACUACAUCUUGUGAUUAUCCUGUAGUACAUAAGUCUUUCCACAUGAUGGUGAUGUGGUGCUCCACAAUGUGGAAAAUCUCUUUUCCCUCCUAGCGUUUUCAUUUAAGUUAAAUUGCAGUUGUUGAAGAUGUAACCAGAAAUUUGAAGCACAUAAGGCAACAUGCUUUAGUAGAUUUGUUUUUUUCUAUGCCCAUCUGUCAAACGAAAUAAGGGUAUGCAGUAAAACAUUGUUUUUAGGAGGUAUCAGGUUUCCGAUAUUUGGCUAAGGAUGAUUCAUGUGUGCCAGAACACUGUACUGCUACAAUAAGCUAAAACAAUAAAUACAAAAUUGCUGUUUUUACUAGACCUGUAAUGUUACUUAAAUAACAAUUAAUCAUCUACAAGCACAUUAUUAGAACACCCAUAUGAUUUGACAUUUGAUGAAUAUUAGCAUCAAAUAAUUUAUGUCUGUGUCAGUUUUUGUUUUUGUUUAAUAGGUGUGACUAUGGUACAUUGGGGCACAAUUGUUUAAUUUAUUAUUUACCACUUGUGUUACUUAAAAAAAAAUGUUUAAAGCCGAUCUGUGAUCAGAUUCUACUAGCUAGAAUACUGUCAUGUUUCGGCGCUCUGUAGGUCACCUUCAUUCAAAGCCAGACAUCACUUGCUGACCCUAUGUAAGCGUUGAUUAAUUUCCACUCAGAUUUAAUGAUUGCAGAUAUGCACAUUUUUUUGAUGUACUUGUAUUCAGCCUUGCCUUGGUCUAUAAAAAGCCAGUGUAUUGUAUUUAUUUCAAUAUGUUUAUAACAUGGUGCUUAAAUGUAACAUUUUGUUUUUUGAUCGAUCCGAACAGAAUAUAUUUUACUCUGUUUUUAAAAUCUAGAUCUAAAUGUCUAAUGUCUCAAGUCUAGACAUAAUUACAUUCUGGUACGUCUUGUAUAGCCAUCUUGUUUGUUACUUAGAGAGUUUGAGACACAAUUUUAAAUUGUAAUUGUUCUGCUGUACAGUUGUAAAAAUAUGAAAACAUUGCAAGUAAAAUGAUUUUAAAACUA